GGAUCCUCUUCAUCGUUGCAGGCUUUCUUUCGCUCUAUCAUGUCUCGAAUAAAAGAAGUAUGGUCUCCAAAUCUCGAAGCUGAGAUGCGCAAUAUUCGCAAGAUGGUGGAGAAUUAUCCGUACAUUGCCAUGGACACAGAGUUUCCAGGCGUCGUCGCGCGCCCCAUUGGUGCAUUCAAGACAUCGUCCGAUUACCACUAUCAAACAAUGCGAUGCAACGUUGACCUUUUGAAGAUAAUACAAGUUGGCAUUACGUUGGCAGACGAGGAAGGAAAUUACCCUCAGGACGUGACCACCUGGCAGUUCAACUUCCGAUUCAGCGUCAAUGAUGAUAUGUAUGCGCCCGAAUCUAUCGAACUCUUGCAAAAGUCUGGCAUCGACUUCCAACGGCAUGAAGAGAUCGGGAUUUCGCCCAAUGAUUUCGCCGAACUAAUGAUAACUUCCGGCCUGGUCCUCGCCCCGGACACGAAAUGGAUAUCAUUUCAUAGUGGCUAUGAUUUUGGGUACUUCGUCAAGCUCCUCACUGCUGUAUCGUUACCAACGACGGAAGACGUAUUUUUUGAUCUACUGCGUACAUGGUUUCCAACGGUUUAUGAUAUCAAGUUCAUGAUGCGGGCUUGCAAGGUCCUGAAGGGAGGCUUGCAAGAUGUUGCAGAUGACCUCGGGGUCAUGCGAAUAGGACCUUCACAUCAAGCAGGUUCAGACUCACUCCUUACUGCUUCCACGUUCUUCAAGAUGCGAGAACUGUAUUUCAAUGAUCGCAUCGAUGACGCUGAAUACAACGGCAAGCUUUAUGGCCUUGGUCAAACUUUCUCCACACCGAAUGGUAUCACGGAUACGGGGCGAGGCGGAGCUACCAUAGCCGAACGUGAAGACAGAGGCUUGUCUAGGGAGGCUCAGAACCAAACACCAGGUCCUGGGCCUUCAUCCCUUUCACAAAACCAGAAUGUCAUGGGCAUGGGUGGACCGCUACCCACACCAGCAAUGGGUGGGGCAAUGCCAACACCAUUACCGUCAGGAACGGCGUAUGGACCCAUGUCCGCAAACGGACCAUAUCUGCGUACAUCAAUAGGUGUAGGGGGAAGGUAGAUGAGGUGGUAAUAUCUUUCUUCGGGAAUUCCCUGGACACUCGACUACAUAUGUAAUUAUUGUCUGUAUUAAAUGUUUCUUUUUGGUUUUCUGUUAUCUUGCCAUCCAAGCUCUUAUCCUGCUGUUGUCUUUUCUUGCCGUGUUCCGGUGAAUGCGCGGGAAAACUGCGGUCACUUGUGAGCAUUUUCUGUUUGCAGUGCUUUCAUAUCAUCCACCAUCUAAAUUAAACAACAGAUGCAACG
This is a messenger RNA of Serpula lacrymans var. lacrymans S7.9, 1331 nucleotides long. RefSeq lists its product as uncharacterized. The record is from RefSeq and is a predicted model, not a curated record. Gene Ontology annotation, molecular function: nucleic acid binding; poly(A)-specific ribonuclease activity. Gene Ontology annotation, cellular component: CCR4-NOT core complex; P-body; CCR4-NOT complex. NCBI's taxonomy places the organism in Eukaryota, Fungi, Basidiomycota, Agaricomycetes, Boletales, Serpulaceae. The coding region runs from base 40 to 1089 and encodes 349 amino acids. The transcript has 5 exons.